This is a messenger RNA of Arachis duranensis, 891 nucleotides long. RefSeq lists its product as uncharacterized. The coding region runs from base 1 to 891 and encodes 296 amino acids. The record is from RefSeq and is a predicted model, not a curated record. The transcript has a single exon. Lineage: Eukaryota; Viridiplantae; Streptophyta; Magnoliopsida; Fabales; Fabaceae.
AUGGCUAAUGAUGAGAGUUUUGUAGCUCUUGUGCACUAUAGAUGGCCAAUUAAGAAGAAAAUACGAUCAGGAAUUAAGUUCACUGACAAGGACCAGUUGAGUGUUUUUCUCAAACCUUCGACCAGUUUCGCUGAGUUUAAGAAUACUAUACUCCAGAGACUAGGACUGCAUGGUGUGAAACAGGUGGAGAAGUUAUUCUAUAGAAUUCCAAUUUCCGUGUUACGUGAUGAUGUGAAGUAUGAUUCAUUCGUUAUUAGCAGUGACGAAGAUAUGCAGGUGUUGUUUCAUUGUCGUUGUCAGUUUCCUAAGGUUAGGUCUCCAAAGUUGUUAGCGAAGCUCGUGGAUGUGGCAUCUAGUUCUGGAGGUUCGAAUAGGAAUCUGCACUCCACAGGACAUCUAGCCAGCUCUAGUGCCAUGCCUAUUGGAUCUUCGUCAGCAGUGCUAGUGAUUGCACCCGAGCCAGCUUUAGUGGCUUCACCAUCCUUUGCCGUUAAUCUGAAUCACAAUUGUGAUGCAUUUGUUGGUGAAGCUGGACCGUUGGGAGGGGGUGCUUUCAUGGCACCCAGUUCUUCUCCAUUUGUUCCGAUUUUCGGGGAGGUUGGAGCACCCGAUGGGGUUGAGGAUGCAUUGCAUGAUGAUGAUGAUGAUGAUGAUGAUGUGGAGCCCGCAACGAUUACUGAUGAUAGCGACGAGGAGACACCACGGACGACUCCACCUGUGGGUGGGGGAGCAUCUAGUUCAGGUACUAAUCAGUACCCCUCGCACUUCUCUGCUCUGGACUUGGAUGCCAUGGCACCUCAGGAGGAUCCCUCUGUACCUGUUGGCUUCGGGGCAAGAGACACGCAAAAUGCAGUAGGUGUAGCUGAAUUUCAGGUCGGUCAGCAGUUUUAG